UCACGUGGCUUCGGUCGCAGCUCUCGAAGCCGGAAGUGGCCCCGGGCACUAGAAGGCGGGGGGAGCCUGAUAGCGGUGGCGCGGCAGAGACCCCGCUGGGAAUUCUUGGUAGCUACCCUCAAAACAGAUUCUCCACCGUAACUGUCAAAUUUAUAAGCAGAAACCGACCUUUUUCACUCUGGAAGCUCAAAUACGUAAAACAAGAGAACGCCUGACAAAGCCGAGAUGCAGAGCACUUCUAACCAUCUGUGGCUUUUAUCUGAUAUCUUAGGCCAAGGAGCUACUGCAAAUGUCUUUCGCGGAAGACAUAAGAAAACUGGUGAUUUAUUUGCUAUCAAAGUAUUUAAUAACAUAAGCUUCCUUCGACCAGUGGAUGUUCAAAUGAGAGAAUUUGAAGUGUUAAAAAAACUGAAUCACAAAAAUAUUGUCAAAUUAUUUGCUAUUGAAGAGGAGACAACAACAAGACAUAAAGUACUCAUUAUGGAAUUUUGUCCAUGUGGGAGUUUGUAUACUGUUUUAGAAGAACCAUCUAAUGCCUAUGGACUACCAGAAUCAGAAUUUUUAAUUGUGUUACGUGAUGUGGUGGGUGGAAUGAAUCACCUCCGAGAGAAUGGCAUAGUGCACCGUGAUAUCAAGCCAGGAAACAUCAUGCGUGUCAUCGGGGAGGAUGGACAGUCUGUGUACAAACUCACAGAUUUUGGUGCAGCCAGAGAAUUAGAAGAUGAUGAACAAUUUGUUUCUCUUUAUGGCACAGAAGAAUAUUUGCAUCCUGAUAUGUAUGAGAGAGCAGUACUAAGAAAAGAUCAUCAGAAGAAAUAUGGAGCAACAGUUGAUCUUUGGAGCAUUGGGGUGACAUUUUACCACGCAGCUACUGGAUCACUGCCAUUUAGACCAUUUGAAGGGCCACGUCGGAAUAAAGAAGUAAUGUAUAAAAUAAUUACUGGAAAGCCUUCUGGUGCAAUAUCUGGAGUACAGAAAGCAGAAAAUGGACCAAUUGAUUGGAGUGGAGACAUGCCUAUUUCUUGUAGUCUUUCUCGGGGUCUUCAAGUUCUUCUUACCCCUGUACUUGCAAACAUCCUUGAAGCAGAUCAGGAAAAGUGUUGGGGUUUUGACCAAUUUUUUGCAGAAACGAGUGAUAUUCUUCACCGAAUGAUAAUUCAUGUUUUUUCACUACAACAAAUGACAGCUCAUAAGAUUUAUAUUCAUAGCUAUAAUACUGCUACUGUAUUUCAUGAACUGGUGUAUAAACAAACCAAAAUUAUUUCUUCAAGUCAAGAAUUGAUCUAUGAAGGACGUCGCUUAGUCUUGGAACCUGGAAGACUGGCACAGCAUUUCCCUAAAACUACAGAGGAAAAUCCUAUCUUUGUAGUAAGCCGGGAACCCCUGACUACCAUAGGAUUAAUAUAUGAGAAAAUUUCCCUCCCGAAGGUACAUCCACGUUACGAUUUAGAUGGAGAUGCUAGCAUGGCUAAGGCAAUAACAGGAGUUGUGUGUUAUGCCUGUAGAAUUGCCAGUACUUUGCUGCUUUAUCAGGAAUUAAUGCGAAAGGGGAUACGAUGGUUGAUUGAAUUAGUUAAAGAUGAUUACAAUGAAACUGUUCAUAAAAAGACGGAAGUUGUGAUCACAUUGGAUUUCUGCAUCAGAAACAUUGAAAAAACUGUAAAAGUAUAUGAAAAAUUGAUGAAGAUCAACCUAGAAGCAGCAGAGUUAGGUGAAAUUUCAGACAUACACACCAAACUGUUGAGACUUUCCAGUUCUCAGGGAACAAUAGAAACCAGUCUGCAGGACAUUGACAGCAGAUUAUCUCCCGGUGGAUUAUUGACAGAAGCAUGGGCACAUCAAGAAGGAACUCAGCCAAAAGACAGAAAUGUAGAAAAACUACAAGUCCUGUUAAAUUGCAUCACAGAGAUUUACUAUCAGUUCAAAAAAGACAAAGCAGAACGUAGACUAGCUUACAAUGAAGAACAAAUCCACAAAUUUGAUAAGCAAAAAUUGUACUACCACGCAACAAAAGCAAUGACCCACUUCUCAGAUGAAUGUGUUAAAAAGUAUGAAGCAUUUUUGGAUAAGUCAGAAGAAUGGAUGAGAAAGAUGCUUCAUCUUAGGAAACAGUUAUUAUCUCUAACUAAUCAGUGUUUUGAUAUUGAAGAAGAAAUAUCAAAGUAUCAAGACUAUACUAAUGAGUUACAAGAAACUCUGCCUCAGAAAAUGUUUGCAGCUUCUGGUGGAAUCAAACAUACCAUGACCCCAGUUUAUCCAAGUUCUAACACAUUAGUGGAAAUGACUCUGGGUAUGAAGAAAUUAAAGGAGGAGAUGGAAGGAGUGGUUAAAGAACUUGCUGAAAAUAAUCAUAUUCUAGAAAGGUUUGGGUCUUUAACUAUGGAUGGUGGCCUACGCAAUGUCGACUGCCUUUAGCUUUCUCAGAAGUUUGAGAAAACUUUUUUGUUUGCACACGAAGAUAAUGCUGGGGCAUUAAAUGAAUGUCUUUGUCCUUUAUGAAUGAUCUCUUAUUUCUAUAAUUCAGUAUUGAUGUAGUCAUGUAAAUAUGUACAAUAUUGUAAAUAAAUAAAAGAUAUAUAAAUUUUUGGCUGCUGUUAAGAUGUAAUUUUGAUUUUUAACAUUUGUAAGUUUAUGAGGCAGUUUGACCUCAGUGAGCUCUAGAAGAAAUCCAUGACCUGCUGAUAGUUGGGGUGCUGAUCCUCCACUCUCCAAGGAAGGCUGGAAAGGUCUAUUUUUUGGACUGUGUACUGGAAGUAUUUUUAAGUGGAACCAAAGGUGACGCCCUUACAAAUCAGAGAAGACUGGUAAUCAUGGCACAUUUUAAAUGUUACAGUGGGAGGCAGCUUCUAUGAGGAGCAAAAGUGAACCACUGCUUUAUGAGGAUCAGAAUUUUGUAGAAGGAAAAAGUGGCAUUAUUUCAUUUUAUAAGAUGCCCAGAUCCCAGUUCUCAUAUCUAUUUAAUUUCAGUAGAAUUUUUGGGCAAAAUUUUUAAAGUUAAUUAUGUAAAAGUGUUCAUUUUUCCUUUGGGCAUAAUGGUAUCGUUAUCAUUAAAUUGUAGGAUCCUUUCACUUGCUUCAAACUGUAUACUUCUUUAUUUUAAUUCUGCUUAUUUCAUGAAAAAAUAAAUUUCUCAGUUUUACUGUAAAA
This is a messenger RNA of Heterocephalus glaber (naked mole-rat), 3147 nucleotides long. RefSeq names its product TANK binding kinase 1 (gene Tbk1). Gene Ontology annotation, biological process: peptidyl-serine phosphorylation. The record is from RefSeq and is a predicted model, not a curated record. Gene Ontology annotation, cellular component: cytoplasm. Gene Ontology annotation, molecular function: ATP binding; protein serine/threonine kinase activity. Lineage: Eukaryota; Metazoa; Chordata; Mammalia; Rodentia; Bathyergidae.